Anoplopoma fimbria (sablefish) is the source of this 7136-nucleotide messenger RNA. It is a transcript of the gene gna11b, whose product is annotated as guanine nucleotide binding protein (G protein), alpha 11b (Gq class). Gene Ontology annotation, molecular function: G-protein beta/gamma-subunit complex binding; GTPase activity; guanyl nucleotide binding. The transcript is spliced from 7 exons. Gene Ontology annotation, cellular component: heterotrimeric G-protein complex. NCBI's taxonomy places the organism in Eukaryota, Metazoa, Chordata, Actinopteri, Perciformes, Anoplopomatidae. The record is from RefSeq and is a predicted model, not a curated record. Gene Ontology annotation, biological process: action potential; adenylate cyclase-modulating G protein-coupled receptor signaling pathway; phospholipase C-activating dopamine receptor signaling pathway. The coding region runs from base 1002 to 2081 and encodes 359 amino acids.
ACCUUGUUCCAGCGACGAGCCACCCGAAAGCCAGCUGUUUGCAGCGAAUACAUUUCUGGCCAACGCCACCGGGCCGGCACGCAUCCCACCCUCUCUCUCUCUCUCUUUAUCUUUAUUUUUUUAUUGUUAAAAGGCCGCGGUAGCAGCCUCAUAUUUUAACCGUCCAACAUGAGUCAGGAUGUGAGAGGGGUGCUGCCCUGCUAUCGCUAGCUAGGCGGACACAUUCCUUCAACCAGCGUUGCGGUUUCAAUCACUGCGGGGUUGACUCAACGUUUAGCCGAGGCGUUCGUACCGCGAACAGGGCUGCUCUCAGUAGCCGUUACGCUACAGUGUUUUUUUCCCCUGUUUUUUUUUUUUUUUUUUUUAAAGCCAACGGUCGCUUAAUGUAGUUAACUCAGACCAACGGACGCAUUGCUGCGGCGUAGCUCGUGCACUAACGGUUACCGCUCCAACGUUUAGCUCACUAGCUAGCGAUACUACGCGUUCUAAAGCGCGAGCCAGCUAGCCGACGGUUGGGGUUGAGACCGCGCAGAGCAGUCAGCCGUUACGGGCUCCAGGCUGCCGGGACGCCGCAGUGUUGGAGCGGCCAGUGACAGACGAGCACAGGCGGUUACUGAUCUAAUAAAAACAGCGGGGUUAAGUGGCUAAUCUGCGGCAGUUGCAGUGAUUUAUUUUUUCUAACAUUAACUGUAUUAAAGGCCCUGCCGUGUCUCCACUCCCCCCCCUUCUCCCGCCGUGAUUUGACGCACACACACCCGGUGGAGUCGCAGUUGUUCUCGGCUGGGGGGACAACUUGACAGCGAGGCCCCUAGCUAGUCUCCCCCUCCCCCUCCUCCCCCUCCCCGAGUCCCGUCCAUCCAUCCGUCCGUGCAGCCCGACAGACCUCCACCUCCUCUUCCUCUCGCCUGAGAUUUUCGUCUCCCUUGUGUGUGUGUGUGUGGGGGAUAAACUGAAACCGUGGGUCGCAUCCCGUCUCCACCGGGCUGCCACAACCAGAGGGGAUGACUCUGGAGUCCAUGAUGGCUUGCUGCCUGAGCGAAGAGGCGAAGGAGUCGAAACGAAUCAAUGCAGAGAUUGACAAACAACUCCGCCGAGACAAGCGCGACUCCAGACGGGAGCUGAAGCUGCUUCUCCUGGGUACCGGAGAAAGUGGCAAGAGCACCUUCAUCAAGCAGAUGAGGAUCAUUCAUGGAGCUGGGUACUCAGACGAAGAUAAGAGAGGCUUCAUCCGACUUGUUUACCAAAACAUCUUCACCUCCAUGCAGUCCAUGAUCCGGGCCACCGAGACCCUUAAGAUCCCCUACAAAUUUGAACAGAAUCGGUCUAACGCCAUGCUUGUGAAGGAGGUGGACAUUGAGAAGAUCAAUGGGUUUGACUAUCCCUACAUUGCAGCUAUCAAAUGCCUGUGGUCUGACCCGGGGAUCCAGGAGGCCUAUGACCGCCGCAGAGAGUACCAGCUCUCUGACUCCACUAAAUAUUAUCUUUCCGAUCUGGAUCGUAUUGCAGAUUCCGGCUAUCUUCCCACUCAGCAGGAUGUGCUCAGGGUGCGCAUCCCCACCACAGGAAUCAUAGAGUACCCGUUCGACUUGCAAAGCAUCAUUUUCAGGAUGGUGGAUGUCGGAGGUCAGAGGUCAGAGAGGAGGAAGUGGAUUCACUGCUUUGAGAAUGUCACCUCCAUUAUGUUUCUUGUGGCGCUGAGCGAGUACGACCAGGUCCUGGUGGAGUCCGACAACGAGAACCGCAUGGAGGAGAGUAAAGCUUUGUUCAGGACUAUCAUUACCUAUCCCUGGUUUCAAAACUCCUCCGUCAUCCUCUUCCUCAACAAGAAGGACCUGCUAGAGGAGAAGAUCUCCUACUCACACUUGGUGGACUAUUUCCCAGAGUUUGAUGGUCCACAGAGAGAUGCACAGGCAGCGCGGGAGUUCAUCCUCAAGAUGUUUGUGGACUUAAACCCAGACAGCGAUAAGAUCAUCUACUCUCACUUUACGUGUGCCACGGACACUGAGAACAUCCGCUUUGUGUUUGCAGCUGUCAAAGACACCAUCCUACAGCUCAAUCUCAAAGAGUACAAUCUGGUGUGAGGGGCCAGCGUACGACGACGACGGCACAUCUCCUCCCCCAUUGCACAAAUGCACACCUCUUUGGGAGUGAGCGCUCAAGUUCACACGCAUUACACAGCACACCAUGCCGGAUCACACAAACACGCAAGCACGCAUGUACACGCACACAAACACACUUACAGAACCCUUCCUUUUUUUUUUUUUUUUUUUUUCCCAGUACAGUACAUUCACAAAUCCUCCCACCUGCAAACGCCGCCCCUCCUCUUUCACCAAAGCUCGCCCUCUUCCUCCGUCGCUCGGCAGCUUGUUGUGUCAGAGUAACCGCUCCUCCCAAAGCUGCUCCGUGUGUCAGGUUUGGCCUCGGCUGCUGGCUCUGGCACAUUUCAUCUGGCACACAAACCUUUCACAAGGACUGUACAGUGACUGAAGAGGACUUUGGUGUUUGUGUGUGUGUGUGUGUGUGUGUGUGUGGGGGGGGGUACUUACUUGUGUGUGUGUGUGUGUAUUUGGGGCAGUAUUGACUAGCGAGGAGCUGUGAAUUGGUGAAUAGCGGCAUCAAACCCCUUUGGCCCUCUGGAGUUAACCCCUCAGCGGUGUGAGAUCAGAUCCUCUGUCGUGUCCUUUGUGAGCUCCUAUCUGUGUGGAAGGAAGUGAAAGCUAAAUCUCCUGAAACCAUCGAAGAACCCGUGGGUGGCAUCAUGCUUCGAACGACAGAGUGACUUGGACAGGAAGUGAAGUCGCAGACCUGACACAAGGGGGCGGGGCUGAGGAUUCUGUCUCCAUCUAGCAUCUAUGAAUGUACCCACCAGUGUGAGCAUCGCAAUCUUAAAAAAAAAUAGAAAAAAAAAAUCGAGAUAUAUUAUGACGUAAAUGCAUAAAUAAACACACUUAAGUUAAAAAAGCACGAGAGGGCAAGACAUAGCUAAUCAAAAUCUGUUAAUUGCUGAGGGUUUUUUUUGUAAUGUUUUUAAUGAUAGAAAUUUGUUGCUACGUGUACUUCUAUUAACGAAUAAUGGCUAAAAGGAAUGGUGAGGAGAAUUGGUGAGAAAAUCUAUAAAAACUUUUAAACUUUGCUAAUCAAAGACAACAAAAAAAGAAGCAACCAGAAAUUUUACUUGACAUAAGUAUCCUUUAAAGGUUUUGUGGUAUUUGUUUUUUUAAGUUAAUCACAUUGCUUCCCUCAUCCAGAUGUUUUCUGUAUGGAUUCACAGGGGCAAUCUUCCAUGUGACCUUUGCAGCAUCUGGCUCCACUGAUACACUCCCAUACCCUUAUUACAAAACACUAGUAGCGGGUGAGAGGACCUUGCUUUUAACACGGGCUCUGCUCUGAUUGGUGGAAGCAGAUGUGAAAGGGGAGCAUGAUGUCAUCAGUGUUUAUCAGCCCACAGAGCACAUCUUCAGCUCGGGCUGCAAGUAGCUUAUUCAACAAAAUAAAAGCUGUAAAUUAAACACGCCCACACCCUGGGAUGUGAAUGGAAUCCAUGUGGUAACAUCUCUGAUGACGUCACACCUGUGUCACUCAGCCGUCCAAUCAGACACACUUCCUGACGGUGACAUGGUCAUCACAUCAGGAUGUGCUUCUGUUUACUUUUUUUUUUUUUUUUAACUGUAAAGUCACUUUGUUUAUAUUCAGAUUGCUUGCUGUUGAGUGGUGAGAGGAAGGGGGGUUAUGAACCUUUCACAGAUAACGCACUCUGAAGUCUGCAAACGUUGUUUGUGUAUAUUCGUUUGUAAAUACAUAUACACAAAACACUCCUGUACAAAAAACGCUCUGUGGUACACCAUCUUUGGCAAAAAACAAAACAAAAAAAAUAACAAAAAAAAAAAUCAACUUCUUUCGUUAGCAUACAGUUUUUUCCUAUGAAUUUAUGGUAGUAGUAAUACUGUGAUUAUGGAUUUUGUUCACUUGACUACACGGAGCUGAGUGGUGUUUGAGGAAACGAUCGGCAAGGAGCAAUAGUCAGAGAAAAGAGGUUCCUCCCUACUACUGCGACUAACUAGGGCUGGUAAAAGUCUUCACAGUAUGGUGACAAGAUGAUUUUAAGAGUAAUUUUUUUUUUUAUUUAUCUAAUUUAUGGACCAGGUUUGAAGGUGUUGAUAAUUUGAUUGCUUUUGAGUCCGUCAUGUUGAAGUGCUCCUUUUUUUUCAUGGCGGAGCCUACUUGAGUCUGAACUGCUGUGUUUAAAAAAAAAAAAAAAAAUGAAAAAAAAAUGUCUGGUAUAGUAAGGACUUUAUCUAUGCUUUCUAUUUCUUAUCGAGACAUUUCCAGUUGUACUUUGCCAUCACGACUCCAUCCAUGAUAAUACUGUUUGGUUUUCUUUAGGAGCCCUCACAUUUGUUUUGUUUGAUUUAAGAAAAAGAAGAAAAAAAAAAAGAGAGAAACUUGUAUUUCCUCUCGGUUUAUAGACUCAGCGCUGUAACGCAUACCUAGAAAAAUGUACAGUACGAACGUAGGUGGACUUUUUUUUAUCAAUGAUUGAAGACCCAUGCGGUCCAUGCUUGCUAUUUGUAAUUUAACACAAAAAUUCUGUUGUCGGUUUUUUGCAUUGUUAAUUUUCCAGUUUUUUGAGGCUUGCUUUGAUAGUGCCAGUGAAGUGCAGAUAUACUUUUUUUGGUCUUUGACCUUUUCUACAGGUGACUUAUUUUUCAUCCUCAUUAAGGGCUAUCGCAGUGCAUCAGACAGUGGGGAGUGGCGAACAGGACCACAGUGAACAAGUCAUCCACUACCACUCCUUGUUUAUGAAUGGAGAUUACUUGCAGUAUGUGCUAUAGGAAGUAUAGGCAGGGUGUUAAUGCAAGCAUAAGGUGUAUGUAGAGAGUUUACCUACACUAAAAGGUUUUCUUCAUCUAUUUAUUUUAUGUAUCUGGCCCUUUGAUGAAUUAGGAGGACCCAGUAUCUGACUCUCCACCCUUCACUUCUACUUAUUUUUAUGCAUUUGGUAUCACAGUGUUUUCCUGUAAUACUUCACGCAGUGUAGAAACACUUAGCAGUAAAGACACUACUACCAUGACAAGUAUUUCAUGUUUCCCCAAGUAUUUUGACUUAAUGACCAUACUUUGUGGCUUUGCAUGUUUUAACACAUUAACUACAAAUCUUAUACUUUAUUGAUGACUUUUUCUCAUAUUUUUAAGUUGAUUUCCUGCUUUUUGUGCAGCUGUUUGAUUCUGUUCAUGCUAGAAAGAUAUGAGGAGUGACUUGCAGAGAGUUUAAAUGUGAUUUAAGGAGGGAAUCCAAUCCACAGAUUAAAAAAAAUAAAACGAUCGAUACAGUGUUAAUUAGUGAGAAGGGUCUGCUUAAAAACUCUCUUGAUAUUGCAUUCAAAGAAGCUCUGACCAUCUUUGUUUUCCUGAUAGAGAACUGUGCUCUCUUUUCCAGAUUUAAAAUCUGUAUACCACACUGUAUGGAACUUAUUUUUAGGUAAAAAAAUCAAACUGAAUCCGAGGUUAAAUGAUCCUGCAUAUCUAAUUGGUGCACCAUCUGUUUUCUCAACUGCAUUACCACGCAACUUUUAGAAAAACAUAACAUGACUGUGUCACCUAUCUCAAACCGUUUUUGUGUCAGUUGAUUUUCUGAGAUGAACAGAAACAAAAGGCUGCUGAAAAGGCAGAGAAUCAAUCUAAAAACUGAUUGUAUGCUUCAAAAACGAGAAGCAGUGAUGUUAAGUUUAAACACUAGGUUAACGAGGCUAAAAUGUAUAUUUCUAAACGUGUGGUUCUUAACUACCAUUUUGUCUGCUGAAAAAUGACACUUAGCUUGAGCGGAAAGAAAGCAGACAGCCAUCUGUUAGACUGCUGUCAUAAGGAGGACGCCAGUAUUUAAGUGGAACAAUAUACCAGUAUGGAUACCCAAGUAUUUAUCAGUAUGUUAAGAUUUACUGUGUGUUGAGGGCAGCUCACGUUAACGCUAACGAGUAAUGUUGUAUUUUCAAACUUCACACUACAACUAUGGCACACGGUGAAGGGCUGACUGGCUGCUAGUGUGGUUUUGGUGAAGUGUUAGUGGCCCGCAGUGUUUUUUUGUUUUUGUUUUUUUUAAACAUUUUAUCUCAACAUAUACGAGCUGAAGAGAGGGAAGCCAAGUAUGUUCGAAAAGUUAAAUCUCCUCGUUCUUUGAUUCUUGUCAGUUUUGAGCAAUGACCAGUGAAGGACUGGAUUGGUUUUUCACUACAACACACUUGUUUUCUUUUGCCUUUCAUUGCCUUGAAUAAUGAAAGAUGGUGUUUGGGUCCUUUUAGGGUUUUCGGAGCUCUGCUAUGUGAACCUUUUUGGGUAACCGUGGUUGUGUGAUUUCCCUUCCUGUGGGCUUGUUAGAAUAAGCGGAAUCGAACUUAUCUUUUUGACAUCAGUGUGGAGUCGGUGCAUAUUCAAAACUUAAAUCUUGUCCCUUUUUUUUGUGUGUUUUUCAUCUUCCUGUAUGAUAAGGACACAUUACCAGAACUCUAUUAUUUCGGACCACUUGAUUUAUUUUUCCUCACUCCAAUGAAACCUGAAGGUCAAUUGUGUAGUGGUGUAUAAAAUGCUUUUUUUUCUUCUUCUUUAUUUUGUAUGUAAACCAAAUGUAAAUUAUGUAUUAUACUGAGUGUGCCAACCCCACUCUCUCUAGAGCCAGGCUCUCUCUAAGUGCCAACGCUGUGGUCAUCAUCAAAGGACCACCACCUGAGACGGUCCCCCCUUUUUAAAUAAAACACACCAGAGACUAAAAGGAUAGAUGAUUAAGUACACACAAAGACUUUAUUCUGUAUUUAAGAUUGAAGAUUUAAAAGAUAAUCUGCUGUUUUUUAAGAAACUGUAAUUAUAAUUGCAUGUGCUGUUUAUUUUGUGUUGGAAGUGAGGGCUUUGAUGUUUUCAUUGAAGCAAAGCCCUCGAUGAAGGGGGUUCAAUCAGUUGGUUAUUAUCGAUUAUUGAUUUACAUAACUCUUGCCAUAUUUUUUUAUGUGUUUCAUGUAUUUGUUUCAACCACUGUUGCCUGAUCCUCAUUCAAACAUGAACAUGACUUAUGAUCAUUGCCGCCUUCUAAGAGAGAAACAUAAUGACAAGGUAUCUGUUUUAAAUUGAAAUAAAUUUGUUCCUAUACUU